AUGACCAAGAUAUCCUUACUCAAGGCAGGAAUCUUGAAGAAUCGUCUGGCUUACAAAGACAUCACCACCGGCGGUAUGGAUGGUAUCAUCAAGCAGCUUGAGGACUGGCACGGAAAGCUCCCAUCCGAUAUGCAACUGACAAACCUGGGCAACUUCAACGUCUCACCACAUGCCCGUUGGUCCAUUUACCAUAUUCAUUUACUCUACCUUGGUGCUUUCAUGCUGGUCUAUCGCAGGCUAGCUGCCCAGACGAUUCGGUCUAUCAAGGCAGGCGAUGAGAGUCUCCUAGACACUAAUAAUUCCACUGUUAUCAAGCUGGUCAAAUUGGGUGUGGAGGCAGGCAGGGACUCCGCUCGGAUCCUUGGGCUCCUCUACGCUGAUAGAGGCAUUUUCAAGCGCUGCUGGCUGGUCAUCUUCCAAACCCACACAUCAUGUGUCGUUAUCCUGCACUCGGCCGCCCAGAAGAUGCUUCAUAAGCAUCCCGAGUCAUCGUGGACUGAGGACAUGAACAGGGCCCGAGGCUGCCUCGAUGUCCUUCGCUACUGCGGAACCAUUGAUCCCGUCGCCCUGCGCUUCCUCAUCAGAUUGUCCAGUAUUUACGAAAAGCUCCUGGAAUUCGGUGAAACAUGCCGAUCUGACAGACAACGGAUUGAGGACUGGGUUCCUCCGCCACCCGACCUUGUGGAGGACCCGGCAACCACCCCGGAGCCGGAGGUGUCUAGCAAUACCUCUGAACACCCCAGCGCCCCGUCGGAAAAGUGGGAGUAUCUGCUCCGCAUCCCCAAGGACGCCGACCCUGACCUGGCCAAGCUAUCCGUCUCACUUCUCUACGCGCUUUGCCGGCCCUGGGGAGACCCUAACGCUCGCGGUACCACCGAGCCCACCACCGUCACGCAGCCGUGCAAAUCCGAGAUGCUCGAGCGAGAUUUACCUUCGGAGAAACCCAACUUCUUCUCUAGCGAUGUUGACUGGAGCCGCGAGGGGGCAUCGGCUCCCUUCCGAUGGGACACAAGAAGCAUGGGUAUUUGCGGCAUCAGCAACAAGGUCACGUCCAAGAUUGUUCCGCCCAAGAUGGGGCCAGAGGUGAUGUUUUUGGGAAGUGAGGAGCCGAACGGGUGGUCACCGGCACAUGAUGUGGAGAUUUAUGAGGAUGAAUGAGAGAGACAGAAAGAGAGCAUUCAGAGCGGGCAUUCCGUUUUAUUUUUUUUAGCAUAAUCAGGGAAAUUGGAACAGACUUUAUUGGAGAAAAACUUUG
This is a messenger RNA of Podospora pseudopauciseta, 1255 nucleotides long. RefSeq lists its product as uncharacterized. The record is from RefSeq and is a predicted model, not a curated record. NCBI's taxonomy places the organism in Eukaryota, Fungi, Ascomycota, Sordariomycetes, Sordariales, Podosporaceae. Bases 1 to 1158 code for a protein of 385 amino acids. The transcript is spliced from 3 exons.